AGGUYUGYCUUCACCCYCAUGUCUCCCUUCCACGAGUGCUGCCUGCCCUCGGGGUUGGCGUGCCCCGAAACCUUCACCGUGACCCGAAACUGCACCUGCGUSGUCCGCUGUCCCGACACCGUGGUCGACAUCGUGGAACCCAACCGUCCACCCUACACCAUGAUUUACCCCGGACCCAUCCUCACCACCUUCCCCCAGCAAACCCUGGUGGCGUCCACUGCGCUGCUGGACAUCCCCAAUUUCUUGGGUUCUCACGGGUUUUGGGGCCAACCUAAACCUUGCCUGGAAAUCUGUGGAUAGAACUGAAAAAGGCACGGCCGAGCAGUCAGACAGAGCCCGACUAAGUUUACGGAUAAUGGAUUGUAGAAGUGCCGAGCUCCCAGGGUUCCAAUGGAGUCCCUAAAAUCCGUGGCUUCCCGGCACCUGAGGACUAGCAAUUCCCAAACUCCAAGAAAACCGAAAUUUCCCUAUUGACCUCAUUCCAAAUUAGGAUGAACUAAUUUCCUGAGAAACGAGAUUUUCGAAAAUAUUGACCUCAAAUUUCUC
This is a messenger RNA of Malurus melanocephalus (red-backed fairy wren), 546 nucleotides long. Its product is annotated as claw keratin-like. The record is from RefSeq and is a predicted model, not a curated record. Lineage: Eukaryota; Metazoa; Chordata; Aves; Passeriformes; Maluridae. The coding region runs from base 19 to 300 and encodes 93 amino acids. Gene Ontology annotation, molecular function: structural constituent of cytoskeleton. The transcript is spliced from 2 exons. Gene Ontology annotation, cellular component: intermediate filament.